This is a messenger RNA of Cottoperca gobio, 5111 nucleotides long. RefSeq names its product Ras association and DIL domains 2a (gene radil2a). Gene Ontology annotation, biological process: negative regulation of Rho protein signal transduction; signal transduction; angiogenesis. The transcript has 16 exons. The coding region runs from base 475 to 3933 and encodes 1152 amino acids. The record is from RefSeq and is a predicted model, not a curated record. Gene Ontology annotation, molecular function: GTPase binding. Lineage: Eukaryota; Metazoa; Chordata; Actinopteri; Perciformes; Bovichtidae. Gene Ontology annotation, cellular component: cell-cell junction.
UUAACGGAUCUCACGGUUGUUAACAUGGACCGGGGAUGUUUCUCGACCCGUUUUCUAACGGUUUCCAGUCAGCAACGGACUAACGGUGUGUGGAAAUGUGUCUACUUCUUGUUAUUCUGCUGAAUAAUCGUUUCAGUUUGGAUUUUAUCUUCAAGAAAACUGCUUUUUUUGGGAAGUUUGAAACCAACUGGCGCUCUUUUGAUUUUAACGUGUGUGGGAAUGUAACAAGCUAACAUUUUUUUUAAAUAACUUUCACAACUUUCAUCGAAUGGAUACCAUUACAUAGAUGAUAUUGGAGUAUUUGUACAUCUUUUUGUGAUUUGUGAAGGUCUUUUUUGGAGGUGAAAGUGGACUAUUCCCUUUGGAAAAACGUCAAGUUUUCAUCACUUAGCUUGCGGCGAAGAAUGCUAUAUUCUGGUUAUUAUUUCAACUGUUCCGGUAGUUUUGUUGUCUUUACGUGAAUUAAAAACAACAAUGAUUUCCGAGGAGAGAAGCAGCCACGUAAAUAAACAAGCCCUAAACUUCCCAGUGGGUUUACUGAUCCGCUCCCCUAAGAAGCGACUGGCCAAACUGGGGAGGAAACCCAGCAAUGGAUCUCUCCAGUCAAACCACUCGGACACCACCGUCCGCUCCACAGAGAGCGUGGGUGUCCGGCAGCCGGCCAAGAGCAAAAUCCGCCGCCACAACAACAACCGGCUUUCGACUGUUUUCAACCACAGCCCCUGCAGUGGCCGCCGGGGCCAGGCGCCGGGUGCUGCCGACGACCCUGCAGAGCUGUCCAGUCAAAUGUCUGUCCCUGGCAUCCUGAAGAUCUUCGGCAGCGACAUCUGUCAGGGGACCAACUACAAGAGCGUGCUGGCCACCAUACAGUCCAGUGCAAAGGAGCUGGUGAAGGAGGCCUUGGAGAGGUACUGCCUAGAGAAAGAAGACGCCAACGACUACGUGCUCUGUGAUGUGAUCGGCCAAACGGGCGCAGACAACCAGUGGAAGAGGGAGUGUUUCCGGGUGGUGGGAGACAACGAGAAGCCCCUAUUACUGCAGUCACUUUGGAAACCCAAGGAAGGAUUCUCAAGGCGUUUUGAAAUCCAGCUGAGAGCGAGCGUCCAAGAACAAAGUUUAAAAGACAGAGACACAGUCACAGCAGGCAUCAAUGCUCAGGCUCGAAAGCUGCAGAAGAGCCGCUCCAGAGUGACCUCGCUGUUUGUGGACGGCAGCGGGGACGAUGUGGACGGACUGGGGAUCUGGAGGAGUCUCAGCGAGAUGGAUCUGUCUGCGAUGGGGAAGGAGGCCAGCCGGGCCCAGCAGAGCGCGCUCAGAGAGGAUCCAGAGGCCGAGGCCGACAAGGAGGUGCUGCGACUCGGCAUGGAGAAGGAGGAGACGGAGAGCAGCGACGACAACACCACCCAGUACUCCAUUCACCCUCCCUUUGACUUCCCGUACUUCCUCCUGCUGCAGGGCUACAGCCAAAGACAGGAUUUUGUCAUUUACCUGAUGAGUGGGACCACCACCAUCUUUGGCUGCUGCAGGGAGCACUGUAACGGAGAAGACGAGGAAAGGUUAAAGGUCGACAUCCUUCUCUUUGCCCCUGACGUGUUUCCACAACACUGCUGCGUCAGACGCCUGGACUCUAACACAGGGGAGCACAGAAAGACUCUGACGAUGCUGAAGCCCCUGCAUGGUGCUCCUGUGACAAGAAAUGGUUUCCUCCUUAAAGAGGAGGUGGAACUGAACCCGGGGGACUUGGUGGGCUUAGGGAAACACUAUCUGUUCAUGUUUAAGGAUCCUACCAGCACAUCCGGGUCCCUGCAGACUCCUCCGUGGAUGACCACACUCUGCCCAAACUCUGACACAAAGACAUCAUCCUCUUGUUUAUCAUGUGGCUCGUCUUUCGCCAUCAAAAGCCUGCAGAGGAAGUCUUUACUGUCGUGUUGGAGAGACCUGGAGGGAAAAGAGGCUUUGGUGAUCUACGAGCUGGAGCAGGAGGAGAGAGUCCUGCAGGAGGUUUUGGAUAUGUUGGACCCUAGUGGAAAUGAACCAAAGCUGACACCUGCUUUCCUGCUGAGCCUUUGCAUCCAGCAUUCAGCCUCCACCUUCGAGCUGACUCACUUCAGACAGCUGCUGCUCCGGAUAGCUGGACAGAUCCAGCUCGUUAUGUGGGAGAAGACAAAGGAACUUGCAGCGAUCCAGCCACAAACGAGCUCUAAUGACGGGCAGCCGGAGCAUCUUCAGCUGCUCAGCAUGGAGGAGCUGAUCCCAGGUCUGCAGCCUCUGGUGCUGUGGAUGGCCAACUCUAUCGAACUGCUGCACUUCAUCCAGCAUGAAGUCCCUCAACUGCUGCCCUGGAGGCAGGAUCAGGAGGACGAAGGUCUGUUGGACUCUGCAAUUUCCUCCACUCAGACAGCCUGUGAGGAAGCCAUGACGGUCCUAGAGGAAGUCAUCAUGUUCACCUUCCAGCAGUCUGUCUACUAUCUAACAAAGAGUAUGUAUUCAGCGUUGCCCGGACUGCUGGAUGGGAACCCGUUCUCAGAGAGUGGCCAGCUGCGAGUGCCUGAUGGACUUGGUGGCAUCCUGGAGGUGCUGAAGGAAGCGCUGAAGCUUCUCACGGCCUUCCAGGUCCAUCCAGACAUCUCGUCACAACUCUGUGCCUACCUGUUCUUCUUCAUCAACGCAUCACUGUUCAACGCCCUCAUGGAGAGAGGAUCGGUCGCUGGGUUCUACCAGUGGUCCCGAGGGGUUCAGAUCCGGGCCAACCUGGACCUGCUGAUGGAUUGGGUCCAGAGCAUCGGCCUCGGCGAUCUGGCCAACGAAUUCUUCCAGAAGCUUUCUACUGCUGUCAAUCUGCUGGCCACACCCAAAGAAACCCUCCUGCAGGCGUCCUGGGCUUCCCUCAGGACAGAGUUUUCUGGCCUGAACGCUGCUCAGCUUCACCACAUGCUGCGGGAGUACAGCUCUGGUAAAGCCUGUCCCACCGGAUGGACCCCGACACUGGACGAUGCAGACGAAGUUGUCAGGACGGCCGACAUCUUGGAGAGCUUCGACAGCCACCCGCCGCUCAUCCUGCCCAGCAGCACGUUUCACCUGGAGCUGUGUAAACCCGUCGUGGAGUCCGCUCUGUUCGAACAGCUCAGCCAUCUGCAGGAGUUCAUACGCCGACUCUCCCGCAGUGAAACCCAAGCCGAGCCCGAUGUGGAGGAACAGGCAACCACAGACAGCCAGUCUACAACCUCGUCCUCCGUAAGAGUCUUCCAGGACCCUGCCCAUCAGGCGGUCUCUGACCCGGAUACCUGCCAGGACCCUGCCUCCCCAGUGGAGCCGUCUCAGGCCCGAGGAUCUCACGGUGACCUGAGCAGCUGUGAGGCGGUCCUGACCCAAAAGCUGAAGAGCCUGGAGCUGCAAAACACCCUCCCAGGAGGACAGAUCGACAUGGGCUACCACAAGAGCAUGGCACUGGACCCGUCCUGCCUGCUGACUCCACCCAACACCCCGCAGGGCAUGGAGCUGGCCGAGCUGGAGGCGGAUCUGCAGGAGGGCGCCCGCCAGCAAAAGAAAGCUAGUGGAUGUGCAGACGGGAAGACGGAGAAUGUAGAAGAAGAAGAAGAAGAAGAAGAAGAAGAAGACAGAGAGGAAGUGUUCACGGUGGAGCUUCACAGAGGACCUCACGGUCUCGGUCUGGCGCUCGUAGAUGGGACGAAAACACAGCUGAGAAUGAGCGGCAUUUAUGUGAAGUCAGUGGUGCCCGACUCUCCUGCCGCUCAGUGUCAGAAACUGAGAACGGGCGAUCGCAUCCUGGCUGUUAACGGCAUCAGCGUGGUCGGGAUGGAGUACAACAUCGGGAGAGAACUCAUCCGAUCCUCAGGAGAAUCCCUCAGACUGCUGGUGGCCAAAAUCGACUCAAAGACGAGCGACAAGGGCUCGGCUACGACUAAAUGCUGAAGCGAGAGCUGUGUGUGGACGAUCACGUGCAAUUGGGAAUACCCGGAGGACGUUUGGUUCAUCCUUUCUGCUGCAUCCAAAGUCAGUAUUUCUCACAGAAAGGAUGAAGGGAAAACACACUUCUCAUUUCAGACUUGUUGUGUGGAAUAGAGCUGUUUUCUGUGCAUCGAGACAAUCAGACUGAGGGCACGGUCAAGUUUUUAAAAGAUCAUUUUGCUGUCACAGCUUCUUUCUGGCCUAUAAAUACACUCUCAUAAACCACCAGGGUUUGGCGGUGAGUGAAGUAGCUGCCUGUGGCUGUUGGCAAACAUCUUAUUUGAAUGUCUGAGUUCACAGUAUUCUGUCUGAAGAGCUUCAUCGAGCGGAUUCAUGUCUGGUAACAACUGCAUUUAUUCUGAAAUGAAUCUUCUUACUUAUGGCGGUUUAAUAGGGAGUCAUAAAUUCAUAUUUCAUUGCACAGAUAAAUGUGUCGUUGGACAUCAAAUAUAUUUGUUAAUAUUCUGUCUUUUGGAACACAUUUCUGUACAUUUCUCAGAACAAGGAAAAACACACUGAGACCAAACAGAUUCAUCUCAAUUUACCGGGAGAUUUCUUUCUUGUUUUAUGGAAAAACAAUUAAGAAAAUAGGAUUAUCUUUGAUCUUUGAUUAUCUGUAAAUCAUCACUAAGGUUUUUCCACUGUGAAAUCUCUUUUAUAUCGAUUGAAAGACGAAAAGUUCAGCAGGUCAAGUGACUAUACAUGUCCAGGUUAAAGGGUAACUUUGGCAUUUUACAACUUUGUCCCUAUUUUCCCACGUUAAGUUCCCCGUUUAGUGGAGUGACAUUGCAUCUACACACUAAUAUGUACAGUUGUUAUAUUGAAAUGAAGGAACAGUUCAACAUUUUGGGAAAUAUGGUUAUUAACUCAUUGUUAGAUGAAAGGGUUAAUAGUAAAUAAUGUUGAACUUUUCCUUUAAAGCCUUACUGUCGGAGGUGUGGGGAUGAAAAACAUCAGCAGAUAUGUUUGAAUAUGUUUAACACGACAAAGCUGCAGCCCUCAUCUAAAGUCUGUCCGUGUUUUCAUCCCAAAUGUUUUUAAAGUAAAGACACACAGUAUUAUUCACAGUAUUUUGUAAUAUUUAUAUUGAGCAGUAUUUUUGGAAACUAUGGAAUAAAUAUUAUUUUGAUUUUGAAAACCUC